CUCUGAGCUUCGCACUAGCUGUCUCUCUCUCUCUCUCUCUCUCCCUCUGCCUAACCAUGGAGGAUUCCGGAGCACCGGCCCCUAACCCGAACCCGGCACCAUGUUGGAGCAACGUACUGAAGAGCCAACCACCAAAGCCUCAAACGCAAAAACAAACGGCGGCGACAACCCAACUCUUUGUCGAAAGCUGCAAAUCCACGAAGGGAAUAGCGGUGGCCGUAGUUGACGCCAACGCCGUCAUCGAAGGUGGAGAAAAGCUCAACAACUCCGCCGACAGGUUCGUUACCGUCCCUGAAGUCCUCGCUGAAAUUCGCGACCCUGUUUCCCGUCACCGCCUCGCCUUUAUCCCUUUCUCCAUUGAUUCCAUGGAGCCCUCUUCCGAUGCCCUCAAUAAAGUUAUCAAAUUUGCGAGGGCAACUGGUGACUUGCAGACUCUUUCGGACGUUGAUCUCAAACUGAUUGCCCUGACAUAUACGUUGGAGGCUCAAAUUCAUGGAACCAAUCAUAUUAGAGAUGCUCCUCCCCCAGUUCAUGUUGUUAAUGUAAAGAGGCUACCUGAAAGGGACUUGCCUGGAUGGGGCUCCAAUGUUCCUAAUUUGGAUGAGUGGGAAGCACUCGAACGUGAAGCUGAAGGUGGAACAAAUUCUAACUCGAGAAUCCUUCCCUUGAAAGACUUAAAUAUGAAUACUCUCCCUUCGGAUAAUGGUUCUGAAGAUGGCUCUGUGGAAAUAAAGAGUGAAACGCAUUCUGAGAAUCAAGAGGAUGUUGAACACGGUUUUAGGAGACCUAGGAGAUAUUUACCCCAGAAGAAAGAGGUGAAAAUUGAAGGGAAGAAGAUGGUGGCUGAUGGAAUUGAUGCAUCUCAGGGACAGAUUGAUGAUAAUGGUGAUAAUUGGCAACCUGCUGUAAGUCGAAGUACUCAUAGGAGAUAUCUUAGGAGGAAAGCUAGGCGGGAAUAUUAUGAGGCAUUAGUGGAGAAAGAUUGUCAGGAAGAUAUGGAAAAAAGCAUGGAUAAGAACCAUGUUGAAGAUGCUCAUUCUGGAAACGGGAUUUUGGAGGAGACUGAGAGAGCAGAAGAAAAGAAGGGUGAUGAAGAUCUUUCUUCAAUCCUAAAACAAAUGAGGCUGGAAGAAGACUCACUGGAGGCUCUUCAAGAAGCAGAAGAAGUGGAGAUCACAGUGGAGGCCAAUGUGAAUCUUUCUGUUGAAGGAAAUAAGAUGGAUCUUGUGAAUGAAGAAUUAGACCAGUUGGAAAUGUCAAGUCAGACCAAUGAAACCGUUGAUGCAUCAUAUACAGAUGAUGUUAGCAGCGAGCAGAGCUGGAUGUUGAGAUCCCUAUCUGAGUCCAGUGUAGCUUGUGUAACUGGUGACUUUGCUAUGCAAAAUGUUAUUCUGCAGAUGGGUUUACGGUUACUAGCACCUGGCGGAAUGCAGAUUCGGCAGCUACACAGGUGGAUAUUGAAGUGCCAUGCCUGCUAUAAUGUGACUGCUGAAAUUGGAAGGAUUUUCUGUCCCAAGUGUGGAAAUGGAGGAACUUUACGUAAGGUAGCUGUUACUGUUGGUGAGAAUGGAAUUGUUUUAGCAUCCCAUCGCCCAAGAAUUUCUCUUCGCGGUACAAAGUUUUCACUGCCUUUACCCCAAGGUGGAAGAGAUGCCAUAACCAAAAACCUCAUUUUACGUGAAGAUCAACUUCCCCAAAAAUUCCUUUACCCUAAAACAAAGAAGAAAGUAAAUAAACAGGGGGAUGAUGAUCUUUUCAUGGGUGUGGACACUUUCACUCACCAUACUGAUAAAAGGGCACCUCUCCAGCCUCCCGUAAGAAAAGCAUUAGCAGUAUUUAGUGGAAAGAGGAAUCCAAAUGACAAUCACUACUCCCGUUCUAAGCAUAAGUAAGUUCACAGGAUUCCUUUUGUAAUUUAUUUUUUGACUUGAGAACCAGAUAAAAGAAAUGAAUUUUUCGAUAUUUACAGUUCCUUUGCCCGUAUUCAUAGUAAGUCAAAUGUAAUGGAUUAUCUACUAGCGUGCUAUGUAUGUUUUUUGCCUUGAGAUGAGCUCAAUUUUGGAGAGAUUUCAUUCAA
Theobroma cacao (cacao) is the source of this 2077-nucleotide messenger RNA. Its product is annotated as RNA-binding NOB1-like protein. Gene Ontology annotation, molecular function: RNA endonuclease activity. Gene Ontology annotation, cellular component: preribosome, small subunit precursor. Gene Ontology annotation, biological process: maturation of SSU-rRNA; ribosomal small subunit biogenesis. The record is from RefSeq and is a predicted model, not a curated record. NCBI's taxonomy places the organism in Eukaryota, Viridiplantae, Streptophyta, Magnoliopsida, Malvales, Malvaceae.